Dicentrarchus labrax (European seabass) is the source of this 1636-nucleotide messenger RNA. It is a transcript of the gene pjvk, whose product is annotated as pejvakin. Lineage: Eukaryota; Metazoa; Chordata; Actinopteri; Moronidae. The transcript has 6 exons. The coding region runs from base 113 to 1225 and encodes 370 amino acids. Gene Ontology annotation, biological process: programmed cell death. Gene Ontology annotation, cellular component: cytoplasm. The record is from RefSeq and is a predicted model, not a curated record.
CAGAAUUAGCAGCUCUGAGCUCUCCAAACAAGACCAGAGGACAUGGACCCAGCGGUGCUGUAGUCUCCCUUGGAGGUGUUUUCCCUGGUUUCAUACUUAUGCAGCAUUUGAAAUGUUCGCAGCAGCCACUAAGAACUUUGUGAAGCAAGUCGGGGACACGGGGAGGUUGAUCCCCGUCCCGAGCCUGAGCGAGGCCGACCGCUACCAGCCCCUCAGCCUGGUGACCAGGAAGAGGAAGAGGCAUUUCUGGAAGAAGAACAAGUACGCCUCCACUCCUUUCUCCCUGAAAGACAUCCUGGUAGGAGAGAAAGAGAUCACAGCAGGAGUGUCUUCUUAUCAGCUCCUCAACUACGAGGACAAAUCGGACGUAGCUCUCAAUGGCCGAUUAGGAAACCACCUCAUCAACGAUGUGGGGUUCAACAUCAGCGGGUCGGACUCUGUGGCCGUCAAAGCCUCCUUCGGCAUUGUGACCAAACACGAGCUGGAGGUGCCCACCUUACUGCGAGAACUCAACUCCAGGAAAGUGGACCUGGAUCACUGCCUGGUCCGUCAGUCCAAGGAGAGCAGACGCAGCGCUCUUUGUGUCGUUGUGGAGAGCAUCCGCACCACACGUCAGUGCUCCCUGACCGUCCACGCCGGGAUGAGAGGGACCACCAUGAGGUUUCAGAUCGACGACGGCAGAAACCCCAAAGGUCGGGACAAGGCCAUCGUCAUCCCGGCUCACACCACCAUCGCCUUCAGCAUCUGCGAGCUGUUUGUUCGGCUGGACGGACGCCUUGAUAUUUGUGUCGCUCCAGAGUCUCAAGGUGGAUUUGAGCGGGAGCAGAUCAGGGAGCAGCUCGGGGGUUACAUCGGUCACUUCUCCAUGGGACGACUGCGGCGGUUCCUGUCUGGGAUCAUCUACGGGAACCCCUUCAGAGCAGAAAACCGAACAUUUGAGGAGCUCACCCACUCCGACACCUACAUGGACGACAUGGUCACCGACUACUACGAGAAAGCAGCCAGCAUGACGGACGUGUCCACCGCCUACCUGAGGGAAAGCUCCCACACGCGGGCCAACCUCCUCAAACACAACAUCCCCAAGGGGCCCUGCGCGCUCUGCGGCAUGGGCAGCCAGAGGCGGGAAACCGUUUACGGCUGUCUGGAGUGCUCGACCGGGGGCCAGAAAUACGUCCGGCUGCAUGUCGUGCCUUGUUUCGACCUCUGGCACAAAACGCUGAGGUGAAAAAGAGCUUGUGAUAUGAGACACUUUUCUUAUUGGUUGUUGUUUAGCCUGCUGAACACACGCUGUUUUUUUUUAGAUCUUUCUAAUAAAAGACGGGGGCCGGGUCUUUGCACUGAAACACCUCGAGAUGCAAAUAUAAACUAUUAUCGUCUCUCACUUUGCGGUGUAAUUGUACAGGAUCGUUUUCAGCUUUGGGCACCACCCCGCUUGUACACGUGCACUGCACCGUAGCUGCCAGAUGCUCAAUUAUUCAGCAGCAGGGCGGGCGGGGGUAUUGGGUGAAAAUGGGACCAGAGGGAUCGUGUGAAAGCCAGUGGCGGCCUGUGUUUGUUCUGUUCCAAGUGUGUCAUUUAUUUGGAGCAGGAUUUGUAUGUUUUCACUGUGUCUAAAUGUGUGUGUAUAUAUCAGAAG